Messenger RNA from Lates calcarifer (barramundi perch), 1125 nucleotides. Its product is annotated as low affinity immunoglobulin gamma Fc region receptor II. The transcript is spliced from 8 exons. The coding region runs from base 1 to 1110 and encodes 369 amino acids. Lineage: Eukaryota; Metazoa; Chordata; Actinopteri; Centropomidae. Gene Ontology annotation, biological process: cell surface receptor signaling pathway. Gene Ontology annotation, molecular function: transmembrane signaling receptor activity. The record is from RefSeq and is a predicted model, not a curated record.
AUGAGACAGGCAGGAGAGAAAACCACAGUGACACAGAGGAAGAGGGCGGGCUUCACUCAGCCUCUCUACCAACAAACCUCAACAGUUGAUCACAGAGCACCGAGCAGGACCAUGAAGGAGACGUCUCUACAUCUGCUCUUUGUGAGCUCACUGCUGAUCUGCUCAACAAACCAAGCUCGUCUGACUGUGAGUCCCAGCAGCUCUCAGUUUUUUAAAGGAGACUCUGUCUCUCUGAGCUGUGAGGAGGACGACAGCUCUGCUGGAUGGAGGCUGUGGAGGACGACAACCAGAGACACCAGAGCUGAGUGUAAAGAAUGGGGAGAAUCAUCUGGUUCUUCCUGUAGCAUCAGCUUCACCCUCCCAUUGGACAGUGGAGUUUACUGGUGUGAGUCCAGAGAGGGAGCAACCAGUAACAUCAUCAACAUCAAUGUCACUGGUGGAUCAGUGAUCCUGCAGAGUCCUGUCCUCCCUGUGAUGGAGGGACAUGAUGUCACUCUGCACUGUAAAACAAAGACCACUCCCUCCAACCUCCCAGCUGCUUUCUAUAAAGAUGGCUCCCUCAUCAGGACUGAGCCUACAGGUCACAUGACCAUCCACCAUGUUACCAAGUCUGAUGAAGGCCUCUACAAGUGUAUCAGCAGUCAUGGAGAGUCUCCACCCAGCUGGAUCACUGUCACAGAGAAACCCACCACACCUGGACCUACACCCACCCCCACCUCCUCUUCCUCCUCUUCCCCUUCUUCUAGUUCCACUGACACCACCUCUCAUCCUCCUUUCAUUGUGACAGUGGUUGUUCCCUCUCUCUGUGGUCCGGUUGUACUGGUGUUACUGGUUCUUCUGGUGACCCUGUGUGUCCGGAGGAAAUCUAAAGCUGAUGCAGAGAGAGUUGGAGAAAAUGACGUCAAAACAUCACGUCAGCCAAUCAGACAGAGCAGAGAGAGUGAUCCAGCUGCAGUCUACUCAGCAGGGAGAACAGAAGACGUCACUUAUGGACAAAUAGUCAUCAAAGACAAAAAGUCAAAGACGAGAAAGACGAGAGGUACAGCUGCUCUUCUUUGUCUCCAUCAUGGUCCAACACUAGAACAAGAGUCUACAGCCAUGAGACAGUGAGGCUGUGCUCUGAGC